This is a messenger RNA of Hordeum vulgare subsp. vulgare (domesticated barley), 1639 nucleotides long. Its product is annotated as MEIOTIC F-BOX protein MOF-like. The coding region runs from base 86 to 1519 and encodes 477 amino acids. NCBI's taxonomy places the organism in Eukaryota, Viridiplantae, Streptophyta, Magnoliopsida, Poales, Poaceae. Gene Ontology annotation, molecular function: protein binding. The transcript is spliced from 3 exons. The record is from RefSeq and is a predicted model, not a curated record.
UAUCGUAAAUUCGUUUUUAGUGGAUGCGAUUUUAGCGUAUCUGCUACAGAUGCUCUAAUCGCCCUAAUCGUGGGUUUUGUUUGAGAUGGAAACAUGGGGGGCUGACCUCGGCGGGCGUCUUUUAGCUGAAAGUAAUCUUCUCUGUCGACCCGUUGCAGAUCUAAAAUACAUGGAUGCCGCCGGCGUCGACCGGCUGAGCGACCUGACGGACUGCCUUCUCCACGCCAUCCUCUCCCGCCUGAAGGCCCGGCAGGUCGUGCAAACCUGCGUGCUGUCGUCGAGGUGGCGCCGCCUCUGGCUUGCCGUCCCGUGCCUCGACAUUGACGGCGGGGAGGACCAAGUUGGGGAAGAUGAGGAGCGGCACAACAAGCUGGACGAUUUCGUCGACAACCUCUUGCUUCGCCGUAGCACCUGCGCCUCCUCACCGCUACAAACCCUACGGGUGAGCAUCGCCUCGCCGCGGCCUCUGCGGAUGCGCGGCCUCCACGAGCGCCGUUAUUCCGUCUGCGACGCCCACACCAGAUGGGUUCGCCGUGGCCUCAAGAGCUCCCCGGCGGUGCUCGAAGUGCGCGGCGUCAAGCUGCCUUCGUUGUCCUCCGGCGCCCACCGCAUCACCAGGCUGCUCCUUGACGACGUGAUUCUCCACGGUGAUUUCGAGAAGCACCUCUUCUCCAGGCUCACACUCCUCCAAGACUUGGCCAUCAGAAACACGGACAUGUCCGAGAUCUCAAGGAUCGAGUCCAACACGCUCAAGAACCUCACCGUUGAGGCAGGCAACAUCUUAAACUUCGAGGUCAUAGCCCCUCGGCUCGCCUCGCUGCACCUGGCCGUCCAGUUCCGUGGCCUUCGAGACUUCUCUGUGACCGUACAGGAGGCGCCUAAUCUUGUCCACGCAUCCGUCCGCUUAUUGGACAACCCUCUGCCGGCGAAAGGAUAUCCCUUUGUUUUUCAACAGGAUGCAAGUUUGUUGCUACCGAUGCUAUGCAGAUUUCUCGCCUCUCUAUCCAACGUCAGGAGCUUGGAGCUGUCAGGAUUCAGUGAUAUGGCACAACAUACUUCGCCACCUCCUUCACCUGGUGUUCCUUGGCCGGCUGGGUACCAAUUUGAACUGAUGGUGCCAGGAAGUGAUAAAUCUGCCCCAUGUCCUACGUUGCAGGCGAUACUUGAUGAGGAGCACAAUGGAUUACCAAUGUUCCGCAAUCUAAGAACCUUGGUCCUUGAACAAUGUGAGAUUGGUGACAACAUUCAGACGUUGUGUAGUUUCCUGCAUAAUACGCCUGCCCUCGAGAAACUUACUCUGAAGAACUGUGAGUGCCAAAAGGUUCCAUCUAGUUCAGCUUCCAACAUUUUGGAGAUGGGGUUUAUGACCUCCAGUCUAAGCCUAGUACAAAUCCAGUACGAUGACAGAGAUGAUCAUGAAGGCCAAGGUACUCGACAAGUUGACAAUGUUGUGUCGAUGGUGGAGAAGAACAUGCCAGUGACUGCAAUGAUCCACGUGACUAAAGUCAGGAAAAAUUAGAAUCCUCUUUUUAGCUGUUUAUUAUGAAAUCAUUUUGCCCAUAGAUUAUUUUUUGGUAUAUUUGGCGAAUAUUCCUAAUACUUUUUAUCUCCAAGAAUAUAUUUUUGUUUACCCGUCCCA